Lactuca virosa is the source of this 1710-nucleotide messenger RNA. NCBI's taxonomy places the organism in Eukaryota, Viridiplantae, Streptophyta, Magnoliopsida, Asterales, Asteraceae. The record is from the annotation of a GenBank genome assembly.
AUGGAAAUCGCAACAAUGGCGCAAGCGACACAGCUACAUGCUCAAUUACUGAAACACCAACAAACGGAUCCCCAAAACCUAAGCAAAAUAUUCAAUUUCACAGCUCUAUCACCCUCCGGCAACCUCACCUACGCCCGCCACAUUCUCAACUCCCUACAAACCCCUACGAACUCCUAUUUCCAUAACACCAUGAUACGAGCUUACUCCGACUCUUCUGACCCGUUUCAGUCAAUCUCCCUCUUCCUCACCUGGCAUAAUUCUCAAGACCCCUUUUCCCCUACACCCGACAGGUUUACUUACCCAUUCGUCCUCAAAGCUUGCUCCAAACUAAAACAAAAAAGAUUCGGAAAACAGCUCCAUGGGUUGAUAUACAAGUCUGGGUUUUCCCCCGAUUUGUAUAUCCAAAAUGCCCUGAUCCAUUUCUAUUCCGGUUGUGACCAAAUGGGGUUUGCAUCCAAAGUGUUUGAUAAAAUGCCUGAGAGAGACGUGGUUUCUUGGACUUCAGUAAUCAAUGGUUAUGUUGACAACAAAAUGACCCUUGAGGGGUUACGAUUGUUUGAUAAGAUGGUAAUGGAGGGUUUUGAGCCAAAUGACGUUACUGUCCUUUCUGUUCUUAGAGCUUGUGCUGAUACUGGAGCUUUGAGUGUUGGCAUAAAAGUCAACGACUUUGUUAAUCUUAAAGGUACCCAGUUAAAAAAGAACGUUGUCACUGCUCUUAUUGACAUGUAUUCAAAAUGUGGGUGCAUAGAUAGUGCAAUGAGAAUCUUCAAUGAAGCAGACAAUAAAGAUGUUUAUGUUUGGACAGCAAUGAUAUCAGGACUUUCAAGCCAUGGACUAUGCAAAGAAGCUCUUGAAUUGUUUGAGGAUAUGAAGAAUCUUGAAAUAAAGCCAGAUGAGAAGACAAUGACUGCUGUAUUAUCUGCUUGUAGGAACAUGGGAUGGGUUAAUGAAGGUUUACAUCAUUUCAAGAACAUCAAGAAAGUUUAUAAACUAAAACCAACUUUACAACAUUACGGAUGCAUAGUAGAUUUACUUGCUCGAUCUGGACAACUAGAAGAAGCCCAAAAGUUUAUAAAAUCAAUGCCAAUCGAACCCGAUUCUGUAAUGUUUAGAUCUUUGAUUUGGGGUUGUAAGGUUCAUGGAGACGCAGAAAGAUUGGAGCAUUUGAUCGAACAGUUUCAAGAUUCUUGUUCUGAUUGUGGGACUUAUGUGUUACUUGGUAAUGUAUACGCAUCAAAAGGGAAAUGGAAAAACAAAGCAAAAGUGAGAAGUUUAAUGAACAAAAAAGGGCUUGUGAAACCAUCAGGGUAUAGUCGAAUUGAAAUCAAUGGUGAAAUCUACCAAUUUACAGCUGGAAGUACUUGUAACAUUGAGGCAGAAAGUAUUUAUAAAAAGUUGGAAGAAAUAGAGGAGAGAUUAAAGGGUAGUGGUUAUGAUCCGAAAUUAUCAGAAGUGUUGCUUGAAAUAGAUGAUGAAGAGAAAGCUUCACAGUUGCUUCACCAUAGUGAGAAGCUUGCAGUAUCUUUUGGAUUGAUGAAAAUGAAACAAGGGAGUAUAAUUAGGAUUGUGAAAAAUUUAAGAUCUUGUGAAGAUUGCCACUCUUUUAUGAAACAUGUUUCGAGUGUUUAUAAACGAGAGGUUUUGAUUAGGGAUCGGAUACGGUUUCAUCAUUUUAGGAAUGGAGAGUGUUCUUGUGGGGAUUAUUGGUGA